AUGCUUGUGAUGAGAAUAACAAUUGGUAUUUAUUGUCUAUACUUAUGCGAUUUUGUAGAUGGAGUUUUAACAUUGACCGCGGAGAACACUAGCUAUGCCUGUCGAGUUCCAAACUCCCAUAAAUGUGAAAUCUGUCUGCUAUCUUUUCCAAAAGAGUCCCAGUUUCAGCGCCACAUGCGGGACCACGAGCAAAAUGACAAGCCGCAUCGAUGUGACCUGUGCCCCCAAACCUUUAAUGUUGAGUUCAACCUGACACUUCAUAAAUGCACCCACAGUGGGGACGACCCCAGCUGUCCUGUGUGUCACAAGCGGUUCUCCAGAGUGGCUAGUCUCAAAGCGCAUAUCAUGCUCCAUGAGAAGGAAGAGAACCUCAUCUGCUCCGAGUGUGGGGAUGAGUUCGCUCUGCAGAGCCAGCUGGCCGUGCACAUGGAGGGCCACCGCCAGGAGCUGGCCGGGAGCCGGCCACUCACGUGCAAGGCCUGCCGGAAGGAGUGCGAGACACCCCUGCAGCUGAAGGAGCACACGAAGACCCACUACAAAGUCAGGGUGGCGAGUACGAGGUCCUACAACCGAAACAUCGACAGGAGCGGGUUCACCUACUCAUGUCCGCACUGCGGAAAGACGUUCCAGAAGCCAAGCCAGCUGACUCGGCACAUCAGGAUCCACACAGGUGAAAGGCCCUUCAAGUGUAGCGAGUGUGGAAAAGCCUUUAACCAGAAGGGGGCGCUGCAGACCCACAUGAUCAAGCAUACAGGUGAAAAGCCCCACGCCUGUGCCUUUUGUCCCGCGGCCUUUUCUCAGAAGGGGAAUCUCCAGUCCCACGUGCAGAGGGUCCACUCCGAGGUGAAGAAUGGCCCUACGUAUAACUGUACAGAAUGUAGCUGCGUGUUUAAGAGUUUGGGCAGCUUGAACACGCACAUCAGCAAGAUGCACAUGGGCGGCCCACAGACCCCCACAGCCUCCUCCGAGACCGCACAGGUCUUAGCGGCCACGCUCUUCCAGACGUUACCUCUUCAGCAGGCGGAAGCCCAGGUCGCGCCCACCCCGAGCCAGCAGAACGCACAGGCGGUGACCGACGUCAUCCAGCAGCUCCUGGAGCUGUCGGAGCCGGGGCCAGUGGAGGCCAGCCAGGCCCCUCAGCCCGGACACCACCUGAGCAUCACGGUGGGCGUCAGCCCCGACAUCCUGCAGCAAGCCUUAGAAAACAGUGGGCUGUCUUCAAUUCCAGUUGCAGCGCCUCCCAGCGACGCCAGCCCAGCCAGGCCGCCCAGCGCCCAGCUGCAGCCCGCGGACAUGGCCAGCGUGGCCGGGGAGCCGGCGGAGCCUGCCGACGGGGAGCCGGACAAAGAGCAGGACAGCCCCGAGAAGCUGGACAGGAAGGAAAAGAAAGUGCUCAGGAAGAAGUCCCCCUUCCUGCCGGGGUCCAUCCGCGAGGAGAACGGGGUCCGGUGGCACGUGUGUCCCUACUGCACCAAGGAGUUCCGGAAGCCCAGCGACCUGGUCCGCCACAUCCGCAUUCACACCCACGAGAAGCCCUUCAAGUGUCCCCAGUGCUUCCGGGCCUUUGCCGUCAAGAGCACGCUGACUGCCCACAUCAAAACCCACACGGGCAUCAAGGCGUUCAAGUGCCAGCACUGCAUGAAGAGCUUCUCCACCUCGGGGAGCCUCAAGGUGCACAUCCGCCUGCACACAGGUGUCAGACCUUUCGCGUGUCCUCACUGUGACAAAAAGUUCCGGACCUCAGGCCACAGGAAGACUCACGUUGCUUCCCACUUCAGGCACACGGAGCUGCGGAGGCUGCGGCACCAGAGGAAGCCCGCCAAGGCCCGCGCGGGCAAGGGCAGCGCCCCGGUGCCCGACGUGCCUCUGCAGGAGCCCAUCCUCAUCACCGACGUCGGUCUUAUCCAGCCCAUUCCACGGAACCAGUUUCUCCAAAGUUAUUUUAAUAAUAAUUUUGUAAAUGAAGCAGAUAGACCCUACAAGUGUUUCUACUGUCACCGCGCAUAUAAAAAAUCUUGCCACCUUAAGCAGCACAUCAGGUCCCACACCGGGGAGAAGCCUUUCAAGUGCUCGCAGUGCGGCCGCGGCUUCGUCUCGGCGGGCGUGCUCAAGGCCCACGUGCGCACGCACACGGGGCUCAAGUCCUUCAAGUGUCUGGUCUGCAACGGCGCCUUCACCACGGGCGGCAGCCUGCGGCGCCACAUGGGCAUCCACAACGACCUGCGGCCCUACAUGUGCCCCUACUGCCAGAAGACCUUCAAGACCUCCCUCAACUGCAAGAAGCACAUGAAGACCCACCGCUACGAGCUCGCGCAGCAGCUGCAGCAGCACCAGCAGGCCGCCUCCCUGGACGACAGCGCCGUGGACCAGCAGAGCCUGCAGGUGGAGAUGGAGAGCGGCGAGCUGCCGGCGCCCCCGCCGCCCGCCGCCGCCCAGCCCGACGGCCUGCUGGCGCUGGACUCGCAGCACGUCGUGGCCGCGGGAGAGCCGGGCCUGGCCCCGCAGCUGGCGGGGACGCCGCUGGAGGGGGACGAAGAUCGCUUCGUGAGUCCUCAGCACAGCCUGCCGGGGCCGGCCGGCCAGUUCGAGGAGCAGGCGCCAGCGCAGUCCUUCGCCCCGGCCGCCUUGUCCCAAGGUUUCCCGGUGGCCGACGCCUACGGUCAGCCGGCCGCGUUCCCGGCGGUCCAGCAGCUGCAGGACUCGAGCACGCUGGAGUCCCAGGCCCUGUCCGCCAGCUUCCACCAGCAGAACCUACUUCCGGUCCCCAGCGCUGACGCCAUGAACGCGACGCCUCACCUGAUCCAGGAGUCCUCCCAGGAGGAGUUGGACUUGCAGGCCCCGCGCACCCACUUCCUGGAGGCCAGUGAGGACCAGAGUCGGCGCUCGUACAGGUGCGACUACUGCAGCAAGGGCUUCAAGAAGUCCAGCCACCUGAAGCAGCACGUGCGCUCGCACACCGGGGAGAAGCCCUACAAGUGCAAGCUCUGCGGCCGCGGCUUCGUCUCCUCCGGCGUCCUCAAGUCCCACGAGAAGACACACACGGGCGUCAAGGCGUUCAGCUGCAGCGUCUGUGACGCGUCCUUCACCACCAACGGCAGCCUCACGCGGCACAUGGCCACGCACAUGAGCCUGAAGCCCUACAAGUGCCCCUUCUGCGAGCAGGGCUUCCGCACCACCGUCCACUGCAAGAAGCACAUGAAGCGGCACCAGGCCACCCCUGCGGCAACGGCGGCCACGGGAGAGGCCGAAUCAGGAGACAUGUGCCUGGAGGAGGAAGAGGAGAGCUCGGACAGAGGCGCUCUGCGGAAGGCGCGGCCCGAGGUCAUCACGUUCACGGAGGAGGAGACGGCGCAGCUGGCCAGGAUCCGGCCGCAGGAGAGCGCCACGGUGUCCGAGCAGGUGCUCGUGCAGUCGGCCGCCGAGAAGGACCGCAUCAGCGAGAUGAAGGACAGGCAGGCGGAGCUGGAGGCCGAGCCCAAGUACGCCAACUGCUGCUCGUACUGCCCCAAGAGCUUCAAGAAACCCAGCGACCUCGUCAGGCACGUCCGGAUCCACACCGGGGAGAAGCCGUACAAAUGUGACGAGUGCGGGAAGAGCUUCACGGUCAAGUCCACGCUGGAUUGCCACGUGAAGACGCACACAGGUCAGAAGCUGUUCAGCUGCCACGUGUGCUCCAACGCCUUCUCCACCAAGGGCAGCCUGAAGGUGCACAUGCGGCUGCACACGGGCGCCAAGCCCUUCAAGUGCCCGCACUGCGAGCUGCGCUUCCGCACGUCUGGCCGCCGCAAGACCCACAUGCAGCUGCACUACAAGGGGGACCCCAAGAAGGCCCGCAAGCCCGUGGCCCGGGGCUCCCCCGAGGGGCUGCCGCCCGGGAGCCUCCUCAGCCCCUCCCCCGCCGACUCCAGCGUCCUCAUCAUGAACAACUCGGUCCUCACGGGGCAGCUGGACCAGAGUCUGCUCCAGCCGGGGCUGGUGGGCCAGGCCAUCCUCCCCGCGUCCAUGUCGGCCAGCGGCGACUGGACUGUGUCCCUCACGGACGGCAGCCUGGCCACCCUGGAGGGCAUCCAGCUGCAGCUGGCCGCCAACCUGGUGGGGCCCAACGUCCAGAUCUCCGGGAUCGACGCCUCCAGCAUCAAUAACAUCACGUUACAGAUUGACCCGAGUAUUCUGCAGCAGACGCUCCAGCAGAGCAACUUGCUGGCCCAGCAGCUGUCCGGGGAGUCCAGCGCGGCGCCCCCCAGUGGCAGCUCCCUGCAGACCCCGGACAGCACGGUCCCGGCCAGCGUGGUCCUGCAGCCCAUCUCAGGCCUGUCCCUCCAGCCCACCGUCACGGCCGCCAACCUGACCAUCGGGCCACUGUCCGAGCAGGACUGUGUGCUGGCCGCCGGCAGCACCGGAGCCCAAGACCUGUCUCAGGUGAUGACCUCACAGGGCCUGGUGUCCACCUCCGGCGGCCCCCACGAGAUCACCCUGACCAUCAAUAACUCCAGCUUGAGCCAGGUGCUGGCGCAGGCUGCCGGGCCCCCCGCCGUGUCCUCCUCGGGCUCUCCUCAGGAAAUCACCCUGACCAUCUCUGAGCUGAACGCUGCCGCCGGGAGCCUCCCACCAGCCACCCCGCUGUCCCCGUCGGCCGUGCCCGCGCCGAGCCUGCUCAUGUCCUCGGGUGUGGGCGGAGACGCCAGCCUCACGCUGACCCUGGCCGACACUCAGGGCCUGCUCUCCGGCGCGCUGGACACGGUCACGCUCAACCUUGCCUCUCAGGGCCAGCAGCUCCCCGCCUUACUCACGGACCCCGCACUCUCUGGCCACGGCGCCGCGGGCUCCUCGCAGGUCAUCCUGGUGAGCCACACCUCGCAGCCGUCGUCUGCCACGUGCGAGGAGAUUGCCUACCAGGUCGCCGACGUGGCCACCAGCCUGGGCCCGGGCGGGCCCGCCGAGAAGGAGGGCCGGCUGCAACCGUGCACCGAGUGCGGGCGCAGCUUCCCGUCGGCUGCACUGCUCCUGCAGCACAGCCGGGAGGCGCACGGGCGGGAGCGCAUCCACGUCUGCGCGCUCUGCAGGAAGGCCUUCAAGCGCGCCACGCACCUCAAGGAGCACAUGCAGACGCACCAGGCGGGCCCCUCCCUCAGCUCACAGAAGCCACGCGUGUUCAAGUGUGACACGUGCGAGAAGGCGUUCGCCAAGCCCAGCCAGCUGGAGCGCCACAGCCGCAUCCACACAGGCGAGCGGCCGUUCCACUGCGCGCUGUGCGAGAAGGCCUUCAACCAGAAGAGCGCGCUGCAGGUGCACAUGAAGAAGCACACGGGGGAGCGGCCCUACAAGUGCGCGUACUGCGCCAUGGGCUUCACGCAGAAGAGCAACAUGAAGCUGCACAUGCGGCGCGCGCACAGCUACGCGGGCCCCUUGCAGGCGGCUGCCGGCCCGCAGGAGCAGACCGGGGAGGAGCUGAGCCGGACCCUCCACCUGGAGGAGGUGGUGCAGGAGUCGGCCAGCGAGUGGCAGGCGCUGACCGACGUGUUCUGACGCCGCCGGACCCCACCCUGACGCUGCAGCUGCUGGGCGUGGAGAGCGAGGCCCGUGGAGCCCCCCGCCCCCCGAAGCUUCAGGUGUUGAGAACGUUCCCGCGGCAACGUUUUAGCUCUCCGUUACCUAAGGAAUCAUUGUCUUUCAGAGACUGCAGGGAAGAAACUGGGGAAAUGUGAACACGUGGUUGUCGCUUGUCCACAAAUCACUGAACUCAGGUACUCCCACGGGCGGCGCUGCUGCCUGCGUCCUCCACGGCCAGUUGACUGGACCCUGCUAUCGUGUCGUGUGAUUUCCUUGUCUCAGCAAAGAGGGAAGCCGACGUGGGAAGGCCCCGCGUUUCCUUCGUGCUUCCCGUUCUGAGAAGCAGAGCUCGCGAGACCCGCUGGGGACGGUGCCCGGGG
Molecule: messenger RNA, 5930 nt
Organism: Sorex fumeus (smoky shrew)
Lineage: Eukaryota; Metazoa; Chordata; Mammalia; Eulipotyphla; Soricidae
Gene: ZNF236
Product: zinc finger protein 236
Exons: 30
Coding region: 1-5526 (1841 amino acids)
Biological process (GO): regulation of transcription by RNA polymerase II
Cellular component (GO): nucleus
Molecular function (GO): DNA-binding transcription factor activity, RNA polymerase II-specific; RNA polymerase II cis-regulatory region sequence-specific DNA binding
Source: RefSeq, a predicted model, not a curated record